Messenger RNA from Periophthalmus magnuspinnatus, 842 nucleotides. RefSeq names its product actin related protein 2/3 complex, subunit 3 (gene arpc3). The record is from RefSeq and is a predicted model, not a curated record. Gene Ontology annotation, molecular function: actin filament binding. Gene Ontology annotation, biological process: regulation of actin filament polymerization; Arp2/3 complex-mediated actin nucleation. The coding region runs from base 122 to 658 and encodes 178 amino acids. Gene Ontology annotation, cellular component: cytoskeleton; Arp2/3 protein complex. Lineage: Eukaryota; Metazoa; Chordata; Actinopteri; Gobiiformes; Gobiidae. The transcript is spliced from 7 exons.
GUGACAGCCUCUCGCACGUACACAUCCUCACUUCCGGUAAAUCUGUUGGGUGGGACUAGCGGAAGCAGCGUUCAGAAUUUUUCCCUUCGCUGUGCAGUUUGCUUGAUCUAUAUCAUUCAACAUGCCGGCGUAUCAUUCCAACUUGAUGGCACCUGAUACUAGGCUGGUGGGGAAUAUGGCUUUGCUCCCACUCAAAACCCAGUUCAAGGGUCCUGCCAGAGGAGACGGUAUUGACUCUGACAUAAUCGAUGAGGCUAUCUAUUACUUCAAGGCCAACGUUUUCUUUAAAAACUAUGAAAUUAAGAACGAGGCAGAUAGGACGCUGAUCUAUGUCACUCUCUACAUCUCUGAAUGUUUGAAAAAACUACAGAAGUGCAGCUCCAGGGGCCAGGGGGAAAAGGAGAUGUACACCUUGGGUAUCACUAACUUUCCUAUUCCCGGAGAGCCUGGUUUUCCUCUCAAUGCAAUGUAUGCCAAACCCGCAAAUAAGCAGGAGGAUGAAACCAUGAGGGCAUACCUUCAGCAGAUCCGACAGGAGACUGGCCUGAGGUUAUGUGACCGUGUUUUUGAUCCUCAGACAGACAAACCCAGCAAGUGGUGGGUGUGCUUCGUCAAAAAACAGUUUAUGAACAAAAGUUUAUCAGCUCCUGGUCAGUAAGUCACCAGGGCAGCCUUUUUCUACUCUACACCUGGAAAAUGGAGGGAUUACAAUACAGGGGGUGGGGGUUGUUUUCUCAGAUGAUUUUAUACUAAUACGUUCAAAGAAAUGUCUCUUAAAGGUUGUUAUUCAUAUUGAGCUGGUACUUGAUGCAAUAAAAUUAUGGAACUUGGUGAAAUUUGAA